This is a messenger RNA of Erinaceus europaeus (western European hedgehog), 4109 nucleotides long. Its product is annotated as signal recognition particle subunit SRP54. Gene Ontology annotation, biological process: SRP-dependent cotranslational protein targeting to membrane, translocation; SRP-dependent cotranslational protein targeting to membrane. Gene Ontology annotation, cellular component: cytosol; signal recognition particle, endoplasmic reticulum targeting. The coding region runs from base 345 to 2072 and encodes 575 amino acids. NCBI's taxonomy places the organism in Eukaryota, Metazoa, Chordata, Mammalia, Eulipotyphla, Erinaceidae. The record is from RefSeq and is a predicted model, not a curated record. Gene Ontology annotation, molecular function: 7S RNA binding; ATP hydrolysis activity; GTP binding. The transcript has 17 exons.
CCGACUCAAGGAACGCGGCGGGUGCCCCGGAAGCGGAAGUGUAUCCUUUGCAGAAAGGCUGGAUUACACAGAGUGGUGACGUUUCCUCAUUGGGCGGAAGGUUCGGUGGCUGUCGUCGGACUUCCAGCUGGUGGGAGUUGGCGUCGCGGUGCUGGGCGCCGGGACCCUAGUUUAUUUAGUUCCGGAGCCGGGCCGUGGGGUGGCAGCUGCCUGUCGGACCCCCCGCUUUCGCUGGCUUCCUCCCACGGCGUGGGGCUAAGAGAAGAGGUCCCUGGCCCCUCCGGGCCACGGCGGUAGCGGUGCUCUUUGCGGUUUUCUUAUAGCUAUAAUUUAAAGCCUUCAAGAUGGUGCUAGCAGACCUUGGAAGGAAAAUAACAUCAGCAUUACGCUCAUUAAGCAAUGCCACCAUCAUCAACGAAGAGGUUCUAAAUGCUAUGCUAAAAGAAGUAUGUACAGCAUUAUUGGAAGCAGAUGUUAAUAUUAAACUAGUGAAACAGCUAAGAGAGAAUGUAAAGUCUGCUAUUGAUCUUGAAGAGAUGGCAUCUGGUCUUAACAAAAGAAAAAUGAUUCAGCAUGCAGUAUUCAAAGAACUUGUAAAGCUGGUAGACCCUGGAGUUAAAGCAUGGACACCCACGAAGGGGAAACAGAACGUGAUCAUGUUUGUUGGAUUGCAAGGCAGUGGUAAAACAACAACUUGUUCAAAGCUAGCAUAUUUUUACCAGAGGAAAGGUUGGAAGACCUGCUUGAUAUGUGCAGAUACAUUCAGAGCAGGGGCCUUUGACCAAUUAAAACAGAACGCUACCAAAGCAAGAAUUCCGUUUUAUGGAAGCUAUACAGAAAUGGAUCCUGUUAUCAUUGCCUCUGAAGGAGUGGAAAAAUUCAAAAAUGAAAAUUUUGAAAUUAUUAUUGUUGAUACAAGUGGUCGACAUAAACAAGAAGACUCUUUGUUUGAAGAAAUGCUUCAAGUAUCUAAUGCUAUACAACCUGAUAACAUUGUUUAUGUGAUGGAUGCCUCCAUUGGACAGGCUUGUGAAGCCCAAGCUAAGGCUUUUAAAGAUAAAGUAGAUGUAGCCUCAGUAAUAGUAACAAAACUUGAUGGCCAUGCAAAGGGAGGUGGAGCGCUUAGUGCAGUUGCUGCCACAAAAAGUCCAAUUAUUUUCAUUGGCACAGGGGAACAUAUAGAUGACUUUGAACCUUUCAAAACACAGCCUUUCAUCAGCAAACUUCUUGGUAUGGGUGAUAUUGAAGGACUGAUAGAUAAAGUCAAUGAGCUGAAGUUGGAUGACAAUGAAGCACUUAUAGAAAAAUUAAAACAUGGUCAAUUUACAUUGAGAGACAUGUAUGAACAAUUUCAGAAUAUCAUGAAAAUGGGCCCCUUCAGUCAGAUCUUGGGGAUGAUCCCUGGUUUUGGAACAGAUUUUAUGAGCAAAGGAAAUGAACAAGAAUCAAUGGCAAGACUAAAGAAAUUAAUGACAAUAAUGGAUAGUAUGAAUGAUCAAGAGCUUGACAGUACUGAUGGUGCCAAGGUUUUUAGCAAGCAACCAGGAAGAAUCCAGAGGGUAGCAAGAGGAUCAGGUGUGUCAACAAGAGACGUUCAAGAACUUUUGACACAAUAUACCAAAUUUGCACAGAUGGUCAAAAAGAUGGGCGGAAUCAAAGGACUUUUCAAAGGUGGUGACAUGUCUAAGAAUGUGAGCCAGUCACAAAUGGCAAAACUGAAUCAACAAAUGGCCAAAAUGAUGGACCCAAGAGUUCUUCACCAUAUGGUGUGUGACUUUCUUGGAGAGAAGAUUGCAUCUGCUUUGGGCAUCAGCACCCCUAAAUACCAAUAUGCCAUUGAUGAAUAUUACCGGAUGAAGAAAGAGGAGGAAGAGGAAGAGGAGGAAAACAGGAUGUCUGAAGAAGCAGAAAGACACCACCAACAGAAUAGGCUGCAGACGGAUACCAUUGUUCAGACAGAUCAACCAGAAACUGUAGUAUCCAAUUCAUUUGUGAAUCUCAAUUUUGAAAUGGAGGGAGACUGUGACGUAAUUACAGAAAACAAACAAAAUCCAGUCUCUGUUCCACCAUAGAAUGAAAUGACUAUUAAGCUUCGAAUUUUAAGGUGGUUUUUAUACCAGGAACUUUCACAUUUCUCUAUUCAGUACAAGUUAACACAGUUAUUUAUAUUUUAAAUUCUUAUCUGUUAAGGGGAAAAAUAAUUUCUUUACUUAUGCUCUAUUUAGUAAAAACCAGACCUGAAAUUUGAAUAUUUGUACUAUACUCUUACUGUGUGUCAGAUUAGUGCUUUGGUUUUAAAAUGAUCUUUAAAAAAAAAGACUUUCUGGAGGAGUCUUAAUUGCCAAUUAAGAGGCUAGAGUUCAAGCUUGUUUUUUGUUUGUAAUGAGAAAAACAAAACUCAUUGCUGAUUAAGGCUAAUUAGAGCUACUAUUACUUGUCUCAGAUAAAAUGAGUAUUUCCCCCUAGAUUUUCUCAUGUUAUCUUACAUUCAUAUAUCUAACCAUUAAUUUCACAGUAUAGAUGGUUUACUGCAUGUGCAGUAUAAAAAAGGAGCAAGUAGGGAGUCGAGCUGUAGUGCAGUGGGUUAAGUGCAGGUGGCGCAAAGCGCAAGGACCGGCAUAAGGAUACCAGUUCGAGUCCCUGGCUCCCCACCUGCAGGGGAGUGGCUUCACAGAUGGUGAAGCAGGUCUGCAGGUGUCUGUCUUUCUCUCCCUCCUUUGUCUUCCCUAUCUCUCUCCAUUUCUCUCCGUCCUUCCUAUCCAACAACAAUAAAAAAAAAAACAAGGGCAACAAAAGGGAAUAAAUAAAUAUUUAAAAAAAAAGGAGCAAGUUAAAGCAUUUUGAAUUUUCUUUCCUUGAGAAGAUAUUAAUGCAUGGAAAGGUGAUUAAGUUUAUAACACCAAAUAUUAAGAUGGGUUUCCAUUAAUUUUUUAUUUUAUAGUAGUGAUUCAAAUAACUAGUUUUGAACAUCUUAAACACUAGAUACAGAUUGGUUAAUGUAUUUGUACUGAAUUGGUAUUGUUUAUUGAAUUAUUACUUGGCAUCUAAGAUACGUUACUCACCCUUGAAUGCCUCUUAUGGGCAAAGUAAUUGGGGGUGAGGCACGGAAUAUUUAACUCCCUUUGGGGGCUCACUGUUAAAUACUGCACAAAGUACAGUGGUAGCAUAGUCAAGUUGCUUGCUAGUCAUCUUGAGUAACAAUAAUAGACAGUUAACUUUGACCUCAGUUAACCAUCCCUCUCAUACUUCCAAAGCAAACCUCAAGAAGUUUGAAAGCAUUUUUGAAAAUAUUCUUAAAUAUGUGUUCAGAAUCUUAAAUGAUGUCUGUAUGACUAGUUAAAUGUGGAUAAGAAAGAAUGUUUGGGUCAUUUCAGAAAUGCUCUUAAAAAGCAUUCACAAACCUAAAGGACACUUUGAAAUUGUUAAUAGCCUUCUAAGAAGCUUUAAGUUUCCAAUUGUAAAUAUGCCUAAGUAAAAUAUGGCUUCAAAGAAACCUAUUACGGAAAUGGACCUAUUAUGGAAAUCUACUAUAAAUGAACAUGAACAUCUGGCCACUAAAUCCUUCAACUGAUAUUUGAAGGAGUUAGGAAAAGAGAAUCUUGUUAUGUGAAGCUACAGAGUUUUAAGCUACAUUAAUUGAUAAUAAUAGUAAUUCUUGGUAUGUGAUUGUAAUCUUUCCAGUCAUGUUUUGAAUUCUAUGUAAAUUAAUGCUUAAAGGAUUAAUCUAAAGAUUAAUAUAUAAUGUUACCAUAAAUUACAAUAUAUCAAUAGCAGUAAAACAUGCUAACCCUUUGUCUUCCUUCUAAUUUGUUUUUAACUUGGAGAUCAUAGCAUCAGUUCAGAUAUUUGGUUAUCCAGUGAAAAGUAGACAGACUGAAAAGUUAUCUUGAUCUUCUCUCCAUAGGUUUAGAUCUAAGAGUUGAUUUACCUAGAAACUUUUCUGACUGUAGUUGAAGAUGAUCACUUCUGAAGAUUUUGUUUCUUGAACUGUUUUCUCUACUUGUUGAGAGGUGCCCAAUUUGUUUAUAUAGUUCACUGUGCCUUAAAAUUUUAUAUUUAUGCAAACUAUAAAAAUUCCCCUAAAUGCAUUAAAAUGGUUUUAUCUUUAA